AUGACUACAUCCACGGCCAAACUGCAGGAGACCUACAACACGGAGGGCUUCCUCUCAGCACUGCCUGUGUUGAACGAGACAGAGCUGAGGGAGGCCAGGCGUGCCUUUUCUGAGCUGGAGGAGGAAUUUGGUAAAAAAUACACCCAGUACAGCCUCCAUAAUGUUCACCUUCAGUAUCCAUGGGUGAUGGGCUUGACCAAACACCCUCGUCUCUUGCAAGUGGUCACAGCCAUCCUGGGCCCAGACGUCAUCCUGCUGGAUUCCCGCUUUAUCUGUAAAUACCCAAUACUCGCAUCAUCCAACACCCAGGAGAAUGAGGAGGAGGAAAUCAAAGAGAAUGGACUACCAUACGUGGCCUGGCAUCAGGAUAUGAGGUAUUGGGGCAUUGCUGGUGGCCCUGUUCUCUCUGUGUGGCUGGCUUUGGAUGACUCACAGAAAGAGAACGGUGCCCUUCAGGUUAUCCCAGGUAGCCACUGCUCUGGCAUGUUGCCCCAUCGCCAGGCCACCCGCCCUGGAAACAUGCUGACAGUCAACCAGGAGAUCCCAGAGGAGCUGGUGCAGACUGAGGAGGCUGUGUUUUGCCCCCUCUUAGCUGGGCAGAUGUCUAUUCAUGAUGGACUCCUUGUCCACGCCAGUGAUACCAACACAUCCCAGAGGAGGCGCUGUGGGUUUGUGAUCCGGUAUGUUCCCACCUGCGCAUACUCUAUACAGGAUCCGGACCGUCCCAGGAAGUUCCAUGCUACAGUGUUGGUCAGUGGAAUGGACCAGUUCAAUCACUUCUCAAAGAAAAGCUCAUGAAAACUUCCUGGAUCCUUUCUGAUUGCAAGAACAGUAACUUCAACACUUUACAUGAAUAUUUAAUACUUAGAGCAAAUGUCAAUUCUCUGAUUCUGAAUGCUUACAUUUAUUUAAAAAUAACCUGUAGGUUUGUACGGUAUAGUUUGUAUUACAUUGUAUGGAAUUUAAAUGUCUCAAUUGUGAUCAAAUUAUUGGAUACAUUUUUAUUUUGA
Messenger RNA from Thunnus maccoyii (southern bluefin tuna), 1010 nucleotides. RefSeq lists its product as uncharacterized. Gene Ontology annotation, molecular function: phytanoyl-CoA dioxygenase activity. The transcript has 6 exons. NCBI's taxonomy places the organism in Eukaryota, Metazoa, Chordata, Actinopteri, Scombriformes, Scombridae. The record is from RefSeq and is a predicted model, not a curated record. Gene Ontology annotation, biological process: fatty acid alpha-oxidation. The coding region runs from base 1 to 798 and encodes 265 amino acids.